Messenger RNA from Cricetulus griseus (Chinese hamster), 747 nucleotides. NCBI's taxonomy places the organism in Eukaryota, Metazoa, Chordata, Mammalia, Rodentia, Cricetidae. The record is from RefSeq and is a predicted model, not a curated record.
AUGUCACUGUGUUCAUUGGCCUUUGCCAUUUUCUUGACUGUUGUUGCUGGUAUCAAGUGCAAUGGGACAGAAGUGUGUGCCGGAAGCCCUGGUAUCCCCGGCACUCCUGGAAACCAUGGCCUGCCCGGCAGAGAUGGGAGAGAUGGUGUCAAAGGAGACCCUGGACCUCCAGGUCCCAUGGGCCCCCCUGGAGGCAUGCCAGGUCUUCCUGGGCGUGAUGGGCUGCCUGGAGCACCUGGUGCACCUGGAGAACAUGGAGACAAGGGAGAGCCUGGAGAGAGGGGUCUUCCAGGGUUUUCAGCUUACCUGGAUGAGGAACUUCAGACUGAACUCCAAGAGAUCAGACACAAGAUCCUGCAAGUGAUGGGAGUCCUCAGCUUGCACGGAUCCAUGUUGUCAGUGGGAGAGAAAGUUUUCUCCACCAAUGGGCAGUCAGUCAACUUUGAUACCAUUAGAGAGACGUGUAUCAGAGCAGGUGGAAACAUUGCUGUCCCAAGGAGUCCAGAGGAGAAUGAGGCCAUCUCAAGCAUCGUGAACAAGCACAACACCUAUGCUUACUUGGGCAUGGUUGAAGACCAGACCCCUGGAGACUUCCGAUACUUGGAUGGGGCUUCUGUGAACUACACCAACUGGUACCCAGGAGAGCCCAGGGGUAGAGGCAAAGAGAAGUGUGUAGAAAUGUAUACAGAUGGACAAUGGAAUGACAAGAAUUGCCUGCAAUACCGGCUGGCCAUUUGUGAAUUUUGA